Plectropomus leopardus (leopard coralgrouper) is the source of this 8582-nucleotide messenger RNA. RefSeq names its product myosin IXb-like (gene myo9bl). Gene Ontology annotation, molecular function: ATP binding; actin filament binding; GTPase activator activity. Gene Ontology annotation, cellular component: lamellipodium; actin filament; myosin complex. The record is from RefSeq and is a predicted model, not a curated record. NCBI's taxonomy places the organism in Eukaryota, Metazoa, Chordata, Actinopteri, Perciformes, Serranidae. Gene Ontology annotation, biological process: intracellular signal transduction; lamellipodium morphogenesis; actin filament-based movement.
GUAGCGACAGGCUAGCUGGUUAGCCGGGUCUGAAACCACUCAGUCUGUCAGGAAAGAGAGUACUCAUCAGCCUAUUUUAUCUCAGAGACUGCUCUUCUUUGUUUAAUGUAAACGUACAAGACGAGGUUUUUUUUCUCGGUUCAGUUUCUUUCCAAAACGGUUUUCAAACCGUCAAACUGACUCUGAGCUUUGUCUGUCUGGGACUCCACCGCUGUUAGCCUCGGUGAUACAAGCCAGUGUAGGUUUCAUCAAAGGAGAGCCACAAACUGAAAAGCUAUUUUUUCAUUUAUUUGUUGUCUGAAUCGCGGGGAAUGCAAUCGAGGAUUACGCCAGGACAAUGAGAAAAACAGCCGCUAAAGGUGCUGCGUGGUGAGAGGGAAGCAGUGGGUGCGGCAUGCUGAGGCCACUCCCCCUGGCCCAGGAUGAGUGUCAGAGAUGGCGCUGCCACCAUGGCAACGAAUGCAGGUGGAGGAGGGGGGGGAGGCGGGCCAGCUAGCCCUAAUGACCAUGAUGGCCGCUCAUACCUGCUCCAGAUCUACCCACGGUUGGCUGCCCAGUCCACCGCCUGCUGCAACAUUAGAGUGCAGAAGGAUGCAACAGCAGCCUCCGUGAUCUCCGACGCUGCCACGGCACUGGGGCUGGACCCUGGCCGCAUGUAUGUGCUGGCAGAGGUGAAGGAAUGUGGCGGGGAGGAGUGGGUGCUAGAGGCCGGAGACCUGCCAGCACAGAGGUUUCUGCUGUGGCCUCGGAAAGCCCAGGAGCAACACCCGCAGAGCCUUGGCUUUUACUUCUUACUACAGGAGAGGAACCAUGAUGGCACUAUCCAUUAUGUCCACCUUCCACCUGUGACCAAGGAGCAGGAGGCCCAGCUAGCCGCCAGGGGCUUCCUACCUCCUCCACAGGAUGACUUUGCAGACCUCUGCAACCUCCCCGUCCUCAAUGAGGACAGCAUAUUAAACAACCUGCGCACACGCUUUUACAAGAAAAAGAUCUACACCUAUGCAGGCAGCAUUCUCAUCGCCAUCAACCCCUUCAAGUUCCUGCCCAUCUACAACCCUAAGUACGUCAAGAUGUACGAGAACCACCAGCUGGGCAAACUGGAGCCUCAUAUUUUUGCCAUCGCAGAUGUGGCCUACUACGCUAUGCUCAGGAAGAGGGUGAACCAGUGCAUUGUCAUCUCUGGGGAAAGUGGCUCAGGCAAGACCCAGAGUACCAACUUCCUGAUCCACUGUCUGACUGCGCUCAGCCAGAAGGGAUAUGCCAGCGGGGUGGAGAGGACCAUACUGGGAGCUGGACCAGUUCUGGAGGCCUUUGGGAACGCCAAGACAGCCCACAACAACAACUCCAGCCGCUUUGGUAAAUUCAUCCAGGUGAAUUACCUGGAGAGUGGAGUUGUCAGAGGGGCUGUGGUGGAGAAGUAUCUCCUAGAGAAGUCUCGUCUGGUCUCCAGAGAGAAGAAUGAGAGGAACUACCACGUGUUUUACUACCUGUUGUUGGGAGCUUCAGAGGAGGAGAGGAAGGAAUUUAAGUUGCUGCCGCCUGAAGAAUACUUCUACCUCAAGCAGCAAAACUUUAAGAUAGAGGAUGAGGAAGACCUGCGUCAUGACUUCGAAAGGCUGCAGCAGGCGAUGGAGAUGGUUGGCUUCCUUCCCGCCACCAAGAAACAGAUCUUUUCUGUGCUUUCGGCCAUCUUGUAUCUGGGCAACGUGACCUACAGGAGGAAAUCGACGGGACGAGAUGAGGGGUUGGAUGUGGGACCACCAGAGGUCCUGGCUACGCUCUCUGACUUGCUGAAGGUUAAAGAGGAGCUGCUGGUUGAGGCGCUGACGAAGAGGAAAACGGUGACAGUCAACGACAAGCUGAUCCUCCCCUACAGCCACUCUGAAGCCAUCACAGCCAGAGACUCAAUGGCCAAAUCUCUGUACAGCGCCUUGUUUGACUGGAUCGUUCUGCGCAUCAAUCACGCACUGCUGAACAAGAAAGAUAUGGAGGAAUCUGUCCCAUGUUUGUCCAUCGGUGUCCUGGACAUUUUUGGCUUUGAGGACUUUGAGACCAACAGCUUUGAGCAGUUCUGCAUCAACUAUGCAAACGAGCAGCUGCAGUAUUAUUUCAACCAUCACAUCUUCAACCUGGAGCAGGAGGAGUACCAAGCAGAGGGAAUCACCUGGCACAACAUUGACUACACAGACAACGUGGGCUGUAUCCACCUCAUCAGCAAGAAACCCACUGGCCUGCUCUACCUGCUGGAUGAGGAGAGCAACUUUCCCCAUGCCACAGAUGAGACACUAUUAGCCAAAUUCAAGCAGCAGCACCAGGGCAACAAAUACUUUGUCCCCACGCCGGUCAUGGAGCCUGCCUUCGUCAUUCGACACUUUGCUGGGAAAGUUAAAUAUCAAGUCAAGGAUUUCCGGGAGAAGAACACAGACCACAUGCGGCCAGACAUUGUGGCGUUGUUGCGGAGUAGUGACCGCGCGUACGUACGGCAGCUCAUCGGCAUGGACCCGGUGGCCAUGUUUCGAUGGGGCAUCCUGCGCGCUACCAUCAGGGGCAUGGCUGCUUUUAAUGAAGCUGGCCGCUCCUGGGCUGCCAAAACUUCAGGUGUUGUCCGUCCAAUCUCCAGAACUCCUUUAGGAGAGCUUCAGCAAUCCAAUGCCCCAGUAGACAGAAUGUACAAACGAGCUUCUAUGCUCGAUUUCUACUUUGAUCACUCAGAGGAGCGCCCUCUAGAGGCCUUUGAAGACAUCUUUGCUAGCUAUGAGAGUAAGAAAGACAUGCAUGCAGAGAUCAUCAGCUCCAUUAAGAACUUGCCGUUGGAUGGUGAGGACCCUCGCAAGCUGCUGCAGUCCUGGGGUCGCCUCCGCUUCCCUCGACACGUCCUCCAGAAACACAAGAAUGCCAAACAGAAGCAGGUCAUCCCCAAGAGUUUGUUGGAUUCUCGGUCUCUGAAGUUUAUUGUGAGCUUGACGCUGCACGACCGCACCACCAAGUCUCUGCUCCACCUGCACAAGAAGAAGAAGCCCCCCAGCAUCAGUGCCCAGUUCCAGACUUCUCUGACCAAACUGUUGGAGACCCUGAACAGAGCAGAGCCUUUCUUCAUCCGUUGUAUCCGCUCCAAUGCAGAGAAGAAGGAGAUGUAUCUGGAUGAAGCCUUGGUGGUUCAGCAGCUGCGUUACACAGGAAUGCUGGAAACUGUUCGCAUCAGGAGGUCAGGCUACGGAGCCAAGUACACAUUCCAGGAGUUUAUAGAGCAGUUCAGGGUUUUGCUGCCAAAGAAUGCCGCCGCCUCUAAAGAGGAAAUCUCAGCACUGCUUGAGAAGAAGAUGGGCCUGGACCCCACCACAUACCAGAUCGGCAAAACUAAGGUCUUCUUGAAGGAGCUGGAACGACAGCAGCUGCAGGACACGCUGCACAAGGACGUGAUGCGUAAGAUCAUCUUCCUUCAGCGUUGGUUCAGAGGUCGCCUGCAGAGGAAAGAGUACCUGGACAUGAGACAGGCAGCCAUCUUGAUUCAGCGUUCAUGGCGCAGGUACUGCAAAGAAGAGCGCAGGCGUCAGGCCGCCACUCUGAUCCAGGCUGUGUGGCGAGGGCACAGACAGAGAUCAGAUUACCACCGGCAAAAACAGGGCGCUACCAAAAUACAAGCCCUGGUCAGAGGACACUCAGCACGUAGAAGGUGCCACUCCAUGCGUGAGGAGAAACAGAAAAAGGAAGAGGAGGAAAAAGAAGCUCAGAGGAGAGCAGAAGAAGAGGAAAGAAGAAGGAGGGAAGAAGAGGAGGAGGCAAGGAGAAGAGCAGAGGAGGAAGAAAGGAGGAGGAUGGAGGAAGAAGAAGAAGCAAGGAGAAAAGCAGAAGAGGAGGAAGAGAGGAGGAGAGCAGAAGAAGAGGAGGCUGCCAGGGAAGCACAGAAAAAAACAGAGGAAGUGGAGAAAAGACUGACAAGAGAGCCUCAAACAAGAGAGGAUCCGGAUAUAGAGCUGGUCACAGAGGAGAUGCUGGAUGAAAUCCUCCCUGCCCAGGAGACAGAGGAGGAGACAGGAGAUGAGGAUGGAGAGGUUAACACAAGUUCACAUACAGAGGAGGAGCAGGGCAAGGAUGAAGAGCUGGAGGAUGAGGACGAGGAACUGGAUUUGGAAACUAACGGUACCCAGGCUGAGGCUGGACCCCAGCUGGAUGAGAGAGAAGGUGAUGAGGAUUUAGGACAGUCAGAUUCAAAACCUGCUCCUCCCUCUGAUGAUGUCCCCUCCAGCACACCCACAACUCCAGGUGGGAGUUUGGAUCUUGGUGAUACCUCCACACCUUCCAAAGCUGAACAAAAGAAAGCACGAGCUCCACCUGUUAACAGGGGACAGUCAUCCAGGAGUCAGGAGAAGCGAGAGCAGAGGAGACGAAGAGGGCUGGAGCACAACCAGCGAGAGACUGAACGAGCCGCCUCCUCCUCCUCAGCUGUCAGCAAGGAUCAAACAUCCCCACCGAAGAGCAAAAGCCAGGAGACUUCAAAGCUUAAAGAGCGAGUGGACAGCAAGGAGCUGGACCAGUACACCUUUGUGGCCUGGAAAAUGAAGGAAGACAAAGGAGGGAAGAAGGAGGCAAAAACGUCUCCUUCUCCCGCCGGUCCUGUACGUCCAACUUCGUUACCCCUGCACAACACCGACGCUGUGCCUGACAGGAACGGUUUAGGUGAUGGAGUUGGAGGAUCGACAAACCUGCAACGCCGUUCUGGGGGGAUUAAGGAGAAGCCGGAGAAGUGGAGGGGGAGGAGGAGUGAGGAGAACACUAGCCCUCCUCCACCUCACAACAAGGAGGAAAGGAGGAAAAAAGCACUCAGUGAAACAGCCUCCUCAUCAUUUGACAGUUUGUCUCCAUGUUCUGAAGGAACUGGUGCUUUUUCAGCCAGAGAGAUAAUGUCCCCCUCAGAAGGCCAUGCCGACGGCUCAAAGGGAAGCUCAUUCAGAAGGAAAGCUCAAGAUGGUUCAAGUCACCCAGACUCUGCACACUCCAUCCCGUCCACACCAGACAGGUCAGGUGGUUUCUUCAGCAAGAUUUUGAAAAAGCGUCCGCACAAGGAGGCUCAGACGCCUGACAACGGAGAGUUGACCCUUGCUCAGAUUCUCAAUGAGAAGCCAACAGGAGGGGAAGCUCCAGCGUCCGGACAUGCUUCACGGCCACUGUCUCAGGGGGAUCGUGCUGGUAAAGGUUUAGGCCGCAAUCCCACCAUAAAAAUUAGUCGUGCCACGCGGGUGUCUGAGCAGUGGAACGCCUCGCUGGAUCGGGAAAUUACCAACGCCAAUGAGCUGCGGCACCUCGAUGAGUUUCUGGGCAACCAGGUCAAUGAUUUCCGCUCCAGGGGGAAGUCGCUGUCGCCCACAGAAGCCAUCUUUGUCACAGCCACCAUGCAGUUCAGAGAGACUAUCAAAGCCAUGUAUUCUCUCCCAAAACCCACCAUCGGCUACAAAGGUCUCAUGACAGGAUACCAGAACAAAGUGAUCCACCUGGCAGGAGACAAGCAGAAAGGAGAAGUCAAGCUCGUGGUCAACCUCUUCCAGUCGGUGCUGGAUGGCUUCAUCAGAGGAGAGAUGAAGAAGGAGGAGGCUGAGCCUGCGAAGCCUGCUAAAGCUCGGAAGAAGAGGAGGAAAAAAGAUAAAAGUAUGGAGAGCCCGCUGGAUCAUGUUUUUGUCAACUAUCAAGUCAACAUCGUGCAGUCAUGUGAUCAGUGUAGCUCUUACAUCUGGGGCAUGGAGAAGGCCUACAUGUGCAGCUAUUGUAAAAUGGUGUGCCAUAAGAAGUGUCUCUGCAAAAUAGUCACUGACUGCUCCACUUUCUGUGCCAGAAAGAGUGACGAGGAGUCUGCUGGUAUGCACUUCGGUGUGCGUGUGUGUCACCUGGUCAGCGAUAAGAACCCGGUACCAAUGGUGCUGGAGAUGAUGCUGGAGCACGUGGAGAUGCACGGCCUCUACACAGAGGGCAUCUACCGCAAGUCUGGGUCUGCCAACCGCAUGAAAGAGCUGCACCAGCGACUAGAGACCGACCCCCACCUGGUCUGCCUCGAAGACUAUCCCAUCCACACAGUGACGGGCCUGGUCAAACAGUGGUUGAGGGAACUGCCAGAUCCACUCAUGACCUUCACAAAUUACAAUGACUUCCUGCAUGCAGUGGAACUGCCGGAGAAGCAGGAGCAGCUUCAAGCUAUUUACAAAGUGCUAGAAGAGCUUCCUUCAGCUAACUUCAACACGCUGGAAAGACUCGUCUUCCACCUCGUCAGGGUGUGUAAAGAGGAGGCUCACAACCGUAUGUCUCCUAACUCACUGGCCAUAGUUUUUGCCCCGUGUAUCCUGCGCUGCCCAGACAGCGCUGACCCACUACUCAGCAUGAAGGAUGUCGCCAAGACCACCACGUGUGUAGAGAUGAUCAUCACCGAGCAGAUCAGACGCUACAAUGAGAAGAUGGAGGAGAUCGAGCAGCUGGAGUACGCGGAGGCUCUGGCUGUAAACCAGCUCAAACUCAAGAGACAGAACACGCACUACUGGCAUUUACCUCUCAGGUUCUCAGCUCCUUACAAAGGAGUGGUGGUGCACGAGAAGGCCAGUUCUGAUCUCAGCGUGGUCCCUGAGAACGAGCCUCUGGACUCGGACACGGAGGCUGAGAAGAAUUUGGUGGAACGCAUCAAGUCCAUCAAACAGGAGAAAGAGGAUCUGGCCUGCAGACUGCCAGAGAUGGAGCAGCCUGGUUCAGACCAGGAGAACUUUGACUCCGAAGCCUCGCUGAGCUCUGAGAGUCUUUUGGACGAGCAGCAGCGCUCUACAGUUCUGAGCUCAGAGUCUGAAGGACAAGGUGGCUCCCAGCUGAGGAGAUACAAGCCAGUUUGUCCACCAAAACCUGCAGACCUGGCCCAGCGACCUAAAGUCCCUGGUGGACGCGUCUCUCUUCAAAACCUCAUUCCUGCUAGCUCCACCUCCUCCCUGUCCAGCUGCGUUUCUUCAACCUCUGAAUCCUCCAACGCCUCCUUGAGGCACCCACUGCAACGCCGCAACCCCAUCAUCCCAAGCACAGUAAAACUCCCGCACGGCGUCCUCUCCCAGUCUGCCGCCUUGAGUCCAGCUCCGACUUUCUCCCCUCCUGGGAGUCGAGCAUUAAAGUACUUGGUGAAGAGAAGGGAGCAGCCGGGCCGCCGUAAAGGCAGCACCCAGUCCCUCUACAUCGAUAGCCCCGAGUGUGACCUGUUGUUUUUUUCCUCCUGCCCUCCCUCCGCUUCCACCUCCUCCUCCUCCAUCUCCAUGGUAACACCCUCUCCUCAGCAACACGAUACAGAAGCCGCAAAGGGCCAGAGACGUUUUUCUGACCCAGACAUACCUUAUAUGGACGAUGACAUCUGACCAGGCAGAACAGAAAAGAUGGAAGAGUGAAGAAGGUUACAGGCGACACCCUCCGAGCAGAAAAAAAGGAAAUGAAUAAAAAUGGAGUUCUUCCAGAUGACAGUGAUGGAUUGAAAAUAAUCAGGAAGGAAUCGAGAAUCACGGGAAAAUGACCUGACGAGAUGUGCAGCGGAUCUACAGAGUUGAACAGCAGUGAGACAAAAUAACGGCUCCUCCAGUCGCCGACGUCAGUGGGAACUAAUCAAGAAACUGCAAAUGUGUCUCGAGUCUUGUUGUCCUCUAUGACAGUAAAAAUAACUGGACAUGAUGUUGCCAAGCACCUUUUCUACCAUUUUAAUAUAUUGUGGUGACUGUUGAGGACAGAAGCUGUGUUUUCUGUAGCCUCAUAGCGACGGAACGGCAAUUUUGUUUUCCUGCUCCUGUUUUUUUUUUAAACUCAUUUGUGCUAAUUCAAGGAGAUAUUUCAGGUUCCAGCUGCACUUUUCAUGUCUAAGUUCUCCUAAUGAGCAAAACAUGCUCGCUGUAAUGUUAGCUAGUGCCUUGGUAAUGUACAGUAAGUUGGAAAAAACAAUCUCAUUUCUCAUGUCAUGGACACAGAGGGAGUGAGGGUAAUUUGGGAUAAAGAGAGGGUACCUUUGUGUUUAUUGUACUGAACCGACCCAAGACAUGUUUGAAACAAGGACCUAAAGGUGCAUGUUGUGACUGUUGUGAAGGUGCCUCGUCGCAACAGCUGCAAUAGAUGACUGUCUUUCGACCUCCCGUACAACAAACCCCAGAUAGGAAGUCAUUGCCUCACUUAGCAAAGGGAAACGGGAGCAGCACACGCCACUUUUUCCUUUGAAACAACAAAAAACACAAACGCAGCCACGAUGCAACAAGCCGUGCCACCAUGUCUUUAAAGCUCCUUGAACUCACCUUACCCCCCCCUUUUUUUUUUUUGCUAAAACGAACUUCACUCAGCUACCAUUCAGAGGAAACAGCGCCACGAUGAGCAGGUUCUGCUGAAGCACAGCUCUGGCCAACUUUGUAUGAAAUGUAAUACUAAUGUUCCUCUCUGACUGCUGUUGAAUGAUGUCUGUUAGUUUGUCUGGAUUAUGAGGAAGAUGUUCUGAUGUGUAAUGUGUAGCAGAGAGUGUGUGGUUGGGACUGAAUGACGUGAACUGUAAUGGUUAUUUAGUAUUAACAUGACAAUACAGAACAUGAUGCUUGUAA